Eleginops maclovinus (Patagonian blennie) is the source of this 1947-nucleotide messenger RNA. It is a transcript of the gene syt5b, whose product is annotated as synaptotagmin Vb. Bases 206 to 1477 code for a protein of 423 amino acids. Lineage: Eukaryota; Metazoa; Chordata; Actinopteri; Perciformes; Eleginopidae. Gene Ontology annotation, molecular function: calcium ion binding; calcium-dependent phospholipid binding; phosphatidylserine binding. The record is from RefSeq and is a predicted model, not a curated record. Gene Ontology annotation, cellular component: exocytic vesicle; plasma membrane. The transcript has 9 exons. Gene Ontology annotation, biological process: synaptic vesicle endocytosis; regulation of dopamine secretion; regulation of calcium ion-dependent exocytosis.
GUGAUUUGCCAGCGCUUUAGCUUUGGUAGAAAGGGUUUUUGUAGGGAGACUGCCAAACAGACUGCGCAGCAUACCGAAGGAACGAUGGGUGUGUGACGACAACAAUAACCUAAGGGGAAGCAACAAGAAAUAACCUUCUAACUAAAAGUUGCUCCAAAGGCUUUGGCGGCAUAGAGGGAAUUAAAGGGACAUAUCAACAGCUGACAUGAGGCUGGGCAGCGUCGGGGUCCGGGGCCGGAGGGCUGCGGAGCCGUCCGAACCAGAAUCCGAGGAAGCUACAGAGCCGGUCCAUCAUGAGCACUCCCAUUCGGAACACCAUGAGCACUCGCACACAGAACAUCACAACGGCCACGAAUACAACCACAUGAAGGAGAAGUUCAUGAAUGAACUCGGUCAUCUCCCAAUUCCUGUGUGGGCAGUAGCAGCCAUUGUUGUGGUGGUCCUAGUUUUGGUGGCAUGCUGCAUCUUCUGUAUGUUCAAGAAAUGCUGUGGGAAAAAGAAAAAGCCAAAAAAAGUGAGGGAGAGGAAAACAGGUCGCCGCAAGAAGGAAAAAGAAGGUGAUGGAGAGACUGGAGAGAAGGAGGGGGAUGUCAAGAAAGAAGGGGAGCAAGAGGAGAAGGAACAGGAAAAGUUGGGCAGACUGGAGUUUUCGCUGGACUACAACUUCACAGAUGCCCAGCUCAUAGUUGGAAUCCUUCAGGCUCAGGACCUUGCUGCUAUGGAUAUGGGGGGAACCUCAGACCCCUACGUCAAAGUGUUUUUGCUGCCAGACAAAAAGAAGAAGUACGAGACCAAAGUUCAGCGCAAGAACUUAUGCCCAGUGUUCAACGAGACUUUCAUCUUCAAGAUCCCGUAUGCAGAGUUGGGCGGAAAGACUUUGGUGCUGCAGGUUUUCGACUUUGACCGUUUCUCCAAGCAUGAUAUGAUUGGUGAGAUAAAGAUUCCCAUGAACAGCGUUGAUUUGGGUCAGCCGAUGCAACAAUGGAGAGACGUUGAGAGCGGUGAGAAGGAAGAGCAAGAGAAACUGGGCGAUAUUUGCAUUUCUUUACGUUAUGUACCCACUGCUGGAAAACUGACCGUGAACAUCAUGGAGGCAAAGAAUCUGAAGAAAAUGGAUGUUGGUGGUUUAUCAGAUCCCUAUGUGAAGAUUGUUCUGCAGCAAAAUGGAAAACGGAUUAAGAAGAAAAAGACGACAGUCAAGAAAAACACACUGAACCCUUACUUUAAUGAGAGUUUCAGCUUUGAGGUCCCAUUCGAGCAGAUACAGAAAGUGCAAGUGGUCAUCACAGUGUUUGACUAUGAUAAACUUGGGAGCAAUGACCCCAUUGGAAAGACCUUCAUGGGUUAUGGAGCUACAGGAGUCGGUCUGCGCCACUGGUCAGAUAUGCUUGCAAAUCCCAGACGUCCAGUGGCCCAGUGGCACACUCUCCUGCCAGAAGAAGAAGUCGAUGCAGCUGUCAAAGCUAAACCUCGUUAAAAUCGCACCUUGUUUCAGUGUGACAAACCUGCCGAUAUGUUACUUAUUGUUAAUCCUGAUGCUUUCCCAAUGUAGAUGUUACUGUAUCGAUUUUGUUUCUUUUAAGAUACUUUAUUUUGUGUAUGUAUGUGUGUGUAUGUGUCUGUGUGAUAUACAGACAAUGUUCAAUAUUUGGUUGUAACUUGGCAUCCCCCCCAUUUACCUUACUGUAAACCAAUAUUAUGUGUAGUAUACUUGGAAACAAUUGUAUGCUCAUGUAUUGGAAUAGUAACAUUUGGAUGCAUAAAAGAAGGAUAUCAGAGUAACUGUGUUCUGAAAUGUUACUCUGGUUACAUGGUGGAGCAUCUAUAUCUCACGACAUGUACACUGAGCCUCUGUGCUCCUUUUGUAGUGAUGUGGUGCAGGUCCCAAAUAAAACUUGUUGUAAUGCUUUGGAUCUUUUCAAAAUAAACUCACAAUGGACAGUUUCA